UUACAUUUAUAACAAAGGGGUCAGAACUAGAUAAGCAUCGAUUUAGAACAAGAAGGGGCACGUGGGGGCUCACUGGGUCCAACUUCUUCAUUUUGCAGACAAGGAAAUUAAAACCUAGAGAAAUAAAGUGAUUUGUCCUCUCCCCCGGCGGCAAAAUUAGAAUUUGAACUUGGAUCUCCUGAUUCCAACAUACUUUCUAUGGCAGCACAUUUCUAGCAUUAGGAGUCUAGCGCACGUACAAAUCACUUAUCAUAGUCGGCAUUGGAAGCCAAGCCUUGUCUCCAACCUCCCCCCCAUUAAAAAUGCUUCGCUGGCAGGUGAACAUGUAGUCUUAUUUGCAAAGGGGCAGGAGGGAGGGCGCGCUUGCUUUUCCAGGCAGUUGCUCUCUAGAACCAGGAAAGCGACCCACUCCAGCAAAUCCUUCCUAGCUGGCUCCGCUGACACUUUUCGAACCUGAACUCGAUGCCCGAUGUUCGCUCCCGGCAGCCUCGGAAACCCGGGACGGAGCGCGUACUCCGGGCUGGGGCAGGCGCCUGUGCGCAUGUGCAGGCCGGGGCAGGCGGCGAGGAGGUUUGGCUGGAGGCGGAGGAAGUUUUCUCUUUGCACUCCACCCCGGUAGCAGCUCCGAACAAGGGACGACUUCCUCUGGUGGUUCCCCGCCUCGGCUCUGCUGCAGCCGCCUGUCCCGACCUGGGUGGGUGGGCCAUGGAGCUCCCCCAGGGGCAGGAGUCCCAGGCUCCGCAGGAGGUAGAAACAAGAGAAGAUGAAGAACAAAACAUCAAAUUGGCAGAAAUUUUGGAGCUCUUGGUUGCAGCUGGAUAUUUCAGGGCAAGAAUUAAAGGCUUGUCACCCUUUGACAAGGUAGUAGGAGGAAUGACUUGGUGUAUCACUACUUGCAACUUUGAUAUAGACGUUGACUUACUGUUUCAGGAAAACUCUACAAUAGGUCAAAAAAUUGCCUUGACAGAAAAAAUUGUAUCUGUCCUGCCAAGGAUGAAGUGCCCCCACCGCCUAGAGCCCCAUCAGAUCCAGGGGCUGGAUUUCAUUCAUAUAUUUCCUGUUGUUCAGUGGUUGGUGAAACGUGCAAUAGAAACCAGAGAAGAAAUGGGUGACUACAUCCGCUCCUACUCCAUAUCUCAGUUUCAGAAAACCUAUAGUCUUCCAGAGGAUAAUGACUUCCUUCAAAGGAAAGAAAAGUCCAUCAAGACAGUAACCGAUAUAUUUGAUGUUUACAAACCGCGUCGAAAAUACAGGCGUCAAAAGGGAGCUGAGGAGCUGCUAGAUGAAGAAUCUCGAGUCCAUACUACACUUUUGGAAUAUGGCAGAUUUACUGAUUUUAUAUUGCGAUAUGGAUUAAGUAGACAGAGCAAAACAGAAAAGACUGAGGACAAGAAAGUGGUGUUGCCUUCUGGGUUCUCAGGGUCAGGAAAAUCCCUUGACGAAGAUGAGCUUCAAGCUGCCGAAGAGCGCCAUAUUGAAACCCUUAUGACUAAAAUGGCUGCUAUGGCAACAGAAGAGAGCCGACUGACUGCGAGUGCAGUAGGCCAGAUUGUGGGGCUUCGCUCCGAGGAGAUCAAGCAGAUUGUUUCAGAAUAUGCUGAGAAGCAGUCAGAGCUUUUGGCUGAACCAAGUCCAGAAAAACUGGGAGUGACCCAACAACAUCGUCGAAAAGUUGCUUCUUUGAACAAGCAGAUUCAGCAGAAAACCAAACUUCUAGAAGAGUUACAGGCCAAGUGUGCAGAUUUACAAGUCAAAUAUGAUGAAGCAAAGACAAAACUUUCAGAAGUAAAGAGUUACAGUGAGAAACUGGACCAAGAAUUGGCAGCCCUCGAGAAGAUAGAAUCCCAGGCUGACCCAAGCAUUCUGCAGAAUUUAAGAACACUUGUAGCUAUGAAUGAAAAUCUGAAAAGUCAGGAACAAGAAUUCAAAGCACAUUGUAGAGAAGAGAUGACACGUCUGCAGCAGAAUAUUGAAAGUUUAAAAGCUGAAACAUCAGAAGAUGGAGAUGAAAAGGAACCCACCAGAAUUAUAGACCAACAGCAUAAAACUGAGAAAGAAAAACUUCAGAAAAUCCGUCUGUUGCUGGCUCGAAGAAACCGAGAAAUAGCAAUUUUGCAACGUAAGAUUGAUGAAGUACCCAGCAGAGCUGAGUUAACACAGUAUCAGAAGAGAUUUAUUGAACUCUACAGUCAGGUGUCAGCAACCCACAAAGAAACCAAGCAGUUUUUCACUCUAUAUAACACACUGGAUGAUAAGAAGGUUUAUUUGGAAAAAGAGAUUUCUUUGCUGAAUUCAAUUCAUGAAAACUUCCAACAAGCAAUGGCCUCCUCUGCUGCCCGUGACCAGUUUUUGCGACAGAUGGAACAGAUUGUAGAUGGAAUUAAACAAAAUCGGAUGAAGUUGGAGAAGAAGAAACAAGAGAACAAAAUGAGAAGAGAUCAGUUAAAUGAUGAAUAUCUGGAACUAUUAGAAAAACAGAGACUAUAUUUUAAAACCGUGAAAGAAUUCAAGGAGGAAUGCCGCAAGAAUGAAAUUCUGCUGUCCAAGGUGAAGUCCCAUAUUUCCUGAGAAAACUCAUCAGCUGGCAGCCUUAAUUGAUUUUUCUAGCCUGGAGAUGGAUUACCACGUUAUGAAACGUGAUAGUAGCAGCCCAGAGACAUUGGCAGACUGCUUCAAAUAUCCUGGAUUUUUUUUUUUCUAUUUUGCUUCCUUUCAUUCCCAUGCCAAGUGUUAAUGACAGUCAUUCAACACAAAGGGUAUAACUAGAGUAAAAGCCCUUCCACAGAAUAAGAUGUAAUGUGGCCAAUAUUUCUUUUCUGUGUAGAUUUUUCUUUUACAUCCAAAAUAACAUUACACAUAAUUAAGAUAUCAGGAAAAAUAUUUGCAUAAAGUCUCUAUAAAAUAAAAAUUAACUCAUUCAUUCCACCCCUCUUGUGCAAGGCACUAUUCUAGGCUGGUGGGGUAGGGGGAAAGAGAAAGCAACGAAGGAUACACUGACUUGGCAGAAACAGGUUCUUUGGUCUGGGACCUUGCAGUCUAAAUGGGAAAGUUGUGUUAUAAACUUAGAAAUUACAAGUAAAUAAGUACUCCAAGAAAAGUAUAAUUAGUGUUAAUAGGAUUUAGAAAACAGAAAGAGCAGUUCUGCCCAAAUCGGUGUUAGGGCCCAGGACAAAGGCCUUGCUCUGUCCCACUCCUAAUGAGGACAUCUUUAUUUAGCCCUUUACUAGGGGGAAGUUCACUUGGGAUUUCACUGGAACCUUAAGUGGUCUCCUCACCUUUGACCUAAGAGAAUAAGGCAGUGGAAAGAAUUACUCAAGUCAAGGGACCUUGCUUCAAAUCCCACUUCCGACAUUGCAUGACCUUGCAUGAAAUCAUUUAAUCUCAUUUGAUCUGCAAAAUGAGGGGUUUAGCCUGGAUGGCUUCUGCGAAUCUUGGCAACUCUCGCUCCGUGAUCCAGUAAGCCAACUCUAAAAUGCCUUCCGACCUCCGGGGGCAGAGUCUCGGCCCCUAAGACAAUGCCAGCAUGCUUUGGCACUGGGAACCAUUUACCCACUGUCCUUCCAGCUCUCAAUCCGUACCCCUGGCCUUGGAUUUUCCACUCCUCAUCUGCCCAUCCAAGAGUCUGGUCUCCUUUGUUCCGGUCCAGCUUCCCUUCUUCUCCGUAGUGCUCCCCAGCCACUUCUCCUUCCCAUCCACCUCAUCUCAACAGCAGUGCUCAACCACGUAGACAGGUGCUCCCUCAAUACCUCUUCUGCCAUCAUCCUGCGACUAAGGGCAGAGGGGCCUGUAGUAUCACCUGUGGGUCUGGCUUCGAGCCUCCUGUGAGCUCUUCUCAGGUACCAGACAGUACAGGGAAGCGGGGGAAGUUCUGUAGAAAAUGGGGCAUUUAAACUUGGACCUGGAAGGGCUCCAUUAUGGAGCAAACAAAGGAAGCGCAGUCCAGUAAUGGGAAAUCGCAAGGCAAUAAUACCUGCCACCUAUAUAGCACUUUACAUCAAAUCCAGCCUCAGACACUUUCUAGCUUACUUGGGCAAAUCUCUUAACUGUUUGCCUCAGCUUCUUCAACUGUAAAAUGGGUAUAAUAAUGCUCUUUACUUCCUGGUAUUGUUGUGAGGAUCAAUGAGAUAUCUCUAAAGCAUUUAGCACAAGUUAUGGAACAUAGAUGAUACAUAAAUGCUAAAUGUUAUCAUUACAUCUGUUCUCUCAUUUGAUCCUUAGAAUAACCUGAGAAGAUCUUGUAGCCCUAUUUCAUCAUUAGGGAUAUAUUGAGUCUUAGAGAGCAUUAAGUGACUUGUCUAUGGAUGUGUAGCUUAUGAAAGGUUAGAAAGUAAACCUCUGUCUUCCGCAAUUUUUUGCUUCUCCAUUAAGAGACUAUUUUUAGUUAAAUAGUGAAGGAGGGAGUAAUGAGAGCUGAACUUGGACGUGUCAGCUGGCAUUAGAUCAGAGGUAAUUUAUGCUAAGAUAAGGAGAUUGGGCUUUAUGCCAUAAACAGUGGAUCACUGAAGCAAAACUGAGUUUCAUGUCUCAAGAUUCCAGUUAAUAUUGGCAAUGUAACCACGCUAAAAGAAAAUGAGAUUUCAGAAUGGGCUUCAUGGACAAAUUUUGUGGCCAAACACUAGCCAGAAUUUUUGGACAAUAAACUGUGAAGCUUAAACAUAUUAGACAGGUGUAACUUUAACUUCAUUCCACUUUUGAUAAAAUAGUACACAGAAAUACAUAAACCAAUAUGAUAAGGCACAGGUGAAGUACAUGAACUUAAAAAAUAAAAUAAAAUCCACUCUGGAUUCAUGAGCAUUCAGUUCUGUGCUAGGCCUAAUGAGACCUGACAACACCUCUUGACCAAAUUGAGUAACAACCCCCUGUCCUUUCUUUUGGGAAUGUAAAAAGCAUUAAAGUUACUUCCUCACAUACUUUGGCUUACCUGCAUGUAACAAAUCCCACCUAUUUGCUAGCAGGAAACAGGAAACAUGGAACAUGAUAUCCUCCUGUAAAAUGGAAACAAUUUGGAGGGCUUUUGGUGUUUUUGACAUUUAGGUCAACCAAAUAGUCAAGACUAUCUUACGGUGUUUUGAGUAUGGUGGGGAGAAAUCUCCAAUGGGUUGGUAAACUAUUUGAACUUCCGGGGAAGCAUUAAAUACAAUUUACCAAGCAGAUCACUUACUUAGAAAUCCUGGCCAACUGGACUCUGUUACUGAGCUUAGAAUUUUUUUUUUUUUUUUGCUAGUGUUUCAUGGCACAUAAUCCCCUAUACUGUAUGUGUGAGAGAGAAUUGUGAGGUCAAGAAUUUGUAUAUGUCACACUGUAAUCAUUUCUGAUUAUCCAGACUAAUAGAAAUAAUGGUGGGGCAAAUAACCCCAACAAAUAAUUAAAUAAUAUUUCUAUUUA
Antechinus flavipes (yellow-footed antechinus) is the source of this 5385-nucleotide messenger RNA. RefSeq names its product coiled-coil domain containing 93 (gene CCDC93). The record is from RefSeq and is a predicted model, not a curated record. The transcript has 24 exons. Lineage: Eukaryota; Metazoa; Chordata; Mammalia; Dasyuromorphia; Dasyuridae. Gene Ontology annotation, biological process: Golgi to plasma membrane transport. The coding region runs from base 463 to 2568 and encodes 701 amino acids.